Penicillium maclennaniae is the source of this 2145-nucleotide messenger RNA. RefSeq names its product type I 3-dehydroquinate dehydratase. Bases 1 to 2145 code for a protein of 714 amino acids. The record is from RefSeq and is a predicted model, not a curated record. The transcript has a single exon. Gene Ontology annotation, molecular function: 3-dehydroquinate dehydratase activity. NCBI's taxonomy places the organism in Eukaryota, Fungi, Ascomycota, Eurotiomycetes, Eurotiales, Aspergillaceae.
AUGAUGCCUACUGCCCUGCCGCCCGUGGCGACGCCGCGUCUGGACGAGACCUCCGCCGUCUCAGCGGCGACACUCAACCAUGUUCCACUAACCACUUCUAAUACCAAUCCCUCCGCCUUGAACAUCGCUUCCAUCCUCUCAUCUACAACAUCUUCGUCGCCUCAGAAUCAUGUCGCUCCUCCUGUUUUGCCACCAGCCAAUACUCCAUCGGGAACAAUCGUCAUCGUAUUUUGCGCCGGUCAAGAUCACAUUGUGCACAUGGUCGCAGAAGUACUCGGCAAACCAUGGACCACCGAAACCGCUCUUUCGACAUUGACAAAAGCCAGCGAGGCAGUCGUGGCCGGGGUUCUGUCAACAGACUUGCCGCGGAGUUUAGAAGGAACCGACAGGUCGGCUUUGAUCUUGAUCAACACCCAUUGCGUGGAAGAUGGGUCUGCACCCGAUGACACUCUCACCGAAUCCUGCGACUACGAGUUUCUGUACUCUCGCAGUCCGUUCUUACGGCGCGAUCUCACCAGGUUCCUGUCUCUCAUCCUCGGCCAGACGAGACCGCAUGAGGAUCUGCGCACGAAGAAUAGGACGAAUUUCAUUUCUACCACAUUCCCCGAUGUUCACGCUGCCCUGCCAAACUUGGAUAUCUUAUCGGUGGGCUCCGAUGCGGUUGAAAUCCGUGUGGAUUUACUCGUUGACCCUGCGACGGAUGGGGCGCCGGCUGGUUCGGUGCCUAGUUUGAAGUAUGUGGGUCAGCAAUUGAUGCUUUUGAGACAGCAUACUGAGCUACCCAUUAUUUUCACGACGAGGUGCACGAAAGAGAAUGGCAAGUUUCCAAUGGAGGAUCCGAAUUUGUUCUAUAAAUACUUGCGACGGGCUAUCCAGUGGGGUGUUGAGUACAUUGAUGUGGAGCUGUGGCUUCCGGAAGAUAUCAGGCGGCGUUUGGCGGAAGUCAAAGGACAUAGCAUCAUCAUGUCGGCGUUCCAUGAUUUCUCAGGGACGUGGAAAUGGACUUCGCCGGACGCGCAGCGCAUCUUUGAUGAGAGCGCCAAGUACGCGGAUAUCGUGAAGAUGAUCGCUAUGGUCUCAACGAUCGAGGAGAACUAUGAGCUGGAGUAUUUCCGCAUGACGAUCAAGAGUCGCGGUCCUGGUCCUUUGCUCUCGGCUGUCAACAUGGGCCAGAUGGGCCAGCUCUCGCGUGCCCUGAAUACCGUCUUCUCUCCCAUCACCCACCCUCUCUUGCCCAUGAUUGCCGCUCCCGGUCAAUUGACUGCCGCAGAAAUCAACGAAGCAUUGCAUAUCAUGGGCCAGCUUCCAAAGCGCGAUUUGCACGCUAUCGGUUCAUUCAGAUCGACGCCUCAUUCCAUGUUCAUGGAGAAGUGCCUCAAUGAGCUGGGUUUGCCACAUACCUUCACGUCCAUCGACCGUGGGCCGAAAGGAUCAAUGGAAUCGGUCUUGAUGCAACCACAAUUCGGCGGUGCUUCAGUCAAUCCCCCGAUUUCAAGUUCCACUUCAUACAUCCCCUCUAUCAGCGAUGCGGCACGCGCCAUCGGCCUCGUGGACACCAUCGCCAGGGCCCCCGGAGACGGAACCACAGGCGCGCGCUUCAUCGGCGAAAACGCCGCAUGGAAAGGCAUCCGCGCGACUUUGACACGAGAGUACGUGCCAUCAGCGUACCACGGCCGAGCCGCGAUUAUCCUAGCCGGAUCAGAAAACGAUGCAUCGGCCGCGGUUUUCGCCCUACGCAGUCUCGGCGUCGGUGCAAUCUACACAGUCGGCUUCAAAGCAAGUGGUCCCCUCGCGGCCGGUCUGGAACCAUUUACGUCGAUUCAAUCCGUCAAGCUAGUCGAGCAGCCUUUCGUCAUCGUCUCGGCCCUUCCUCCCGAGAAAUCCCUUCUUGUUCAACCUCUUCUUAGACACUACCGUGCUAAUGGCCGUCCGUCACCUCCCUCGACUCGAGGUAAAGUCUACCUUGAUCUCACCAGCGGUCCUCGAAAGGGGGACCCGCUAGGCGUAGCUACCAGUGCUGGUUGGACGGCGUAUGGAUUCGAGGAUGUCAGCGCUUGGACGACGGUGGAAACGCUCAGGUUACUGGUUGGUCAGAACGUGCCAUUUGAUUUCGUGCGCAUGGCAUCCGGGCGGCCCUUGUUUUAG